CAUCACAAAGAAGAAUAAAACUUUAUUGUAACAACUCUCGCAUACAGGGGUGUCCUUCAGUGCAGCUAACCUUCACUUCGGCUAGUUUUAGACGUGCUUACGUUUAAGUUAAGAGUACGUAAAGGGAACCUUCACCGCUGUGGAUCAUGGCGGCGCGAAUUUUACCUGCAGUGAAAUUGGCCACCAAGUUGGCCAUUGCAGGAGGAGCUCUCUACGUUGCCUGUGACUCUGGUCUGUUGGGAAGCAGUGAACAGGGUUCAGAGGCUCUUGAAAAGGCCAAAACAGCAAUACCGCCUGCUGUAGAGGAAUGGACAAAGUACUUUGGCCUAGAGGCUCAGAUUCCAUCCAUGCCCAAGAUUGAAUUCUCGCCUGUUCAGGCGUGGAACUCUGGAGUGCGAUGGACAAUAUCAUCUCUUUCUGAGGCUCCAACGAAAGUAACUGAAUACACAAAUCAGGGUGUGCAGUACCUGAAAGACCUCACCAAGUGAACUCAAACCUUUCUGGGCAGCAUUAUUAACAGCCUCUCUGACUUUUGCACUCAAAGAAUGACAUUACUUCUUCAAAGGUUACAAGAAGGAAGAAAGAGGUUUUCUGAAUGGUAGUGGCUAUGUUUCUGGUGUAAUGCAGAUUAUUGUGUAUACAAAGCAAUGUUGCUCCCCCUUGUUUUCAAACCAUCCAAAAAAUGAAUGAAGAAGAAAGUUGUAUAUAUGGAGGUACUCCUUUAGUGACUAUAUAAUACAUUGAUCGAAAAACAA
Molecule: messenger RNA, 755 nt
Organism: Betta splendens (Siamese fighting fish)
Lineage: Eukaryota; Metazoa; Chordata; Actinopteri; Anabantiformes; Osphronemidae
Gene: micos13
Product: mitochondrial contact site and cristae organizing system subunit 13
Exons: 4
Coding region: 147-488 (113 amino acids)
Biological process (GO): cristae formation
Cellular component (GO): MICOS complex; mitochondrial crista junction
Source: RefSeq, a predicted model, not a curated record